This is a messenger RNA of Striga asiatica, 753 nucleotides long. NCBI's taxonomy places the organism in Eukaryota, Viridiplantae, Streptophyta, Magnoliopsida, Lamiales, Orobanchaceae. The record is from the annotation of a GenBank genome assembly.
AUGGAUGACCAGAUUGUAGUCCUUAUACCUCUCAGAUGGUAUCUCAAACACCAUAUCAGUAAUCAAGGCAUCACUGUCCAUCCACCAUAUCCACUCGACCUCAGGCAUCAGGCGGCGUAUCAAGGGAAGCUUGGCCCAGUCACCGGCCAUCUCCUUAUCCAUAUGGGCCGUGUUGUAAACAAUCUCAAUCCCAUGGAUCCUGCAGUAAUCGAUCUUGUUCUUCACGGCCUUCAGCAAAUAGUGAUCCCCAAUCGCGUUGUCGCACGGGCCGGGCGGCGAGCUCGUCACCAGCAUGAUUCUGGGUUUGCCGUUGACGUAAUUUGGGAAUUGGGGGUUUUUCUCGAGCCAUACCUUGCGAUCGUCGUCCCACGAGCUGAUCUUCGGGCCAAGGCUGAAGGUGGCGGCGUUAGGGACGAGGAGGUCGUCGGGUGGGGCGUACGGGUCGGCCGAGUCCUUGUCGGAUCGGAUCUCGUCGAGGACCCGGUUCGUCUCUUCGAUGAGCGGAGGCCGAGCUUUCCGAGCCCAUCGGCCGCUGAAAACGGGUCUUGCGAGAAAGCUAGAAAAAGGGUUUCAGGCUAUCCGUUCAGUGUUCGUUUCCAGCUGGGUAAAGUCACCAUUAAUGGACUCAGCACGGUUUCACUGUAUUUAUUUUCAGAGAAUAAUUGUUCAAGUGUGGGCAAGAGGAAGAAGCGACUUAGAUUAAAGUUCGUCAACACUUCUGAAAUACAGACAUUUGGUUCAAUUUUGGCGUAA